GAUAAGAGUCAGAAUUCUGUGAUUUCAUUGGAUGUCGCGGCAGUCAAUCAUUAAGGUUGCUGGUCGUGGCAGCACGACAGACCGGCACGUGGGUGGCAAAACUUUUACCCGUGCCUCACUCACCUCUCAGGAGAUCAGCAUGUCACCAUGGGUUAAACCGGUUUGCCUUGUUCUUGUGGCAGUGUUCAUGUUGUCCAGUACAACAGAGUCAAAGAAAGAUGAAGCAUUGUACUGUUCAGCCUGUGUGGCGAUUGCAGAGGAGCUGAAGUAUUCAAUCAGUCAAACUGAUCCAAAAAAGACGAUUCAUGUUGGCGGAUUCAGACUUAAACCAGAUGGAAGUCUUACGGACAAAAAGGUUCCUCUUGCUAGGUCUGAGACUUACUUAACUGAACUGCUGGAAGAAGUUUGCAAUAGCAUGAGCGAUUAUGCCCUCUAUGAGGACCCGGACACCAAAGAAAAGAGUUACAAGAGAUUUGCACCAAGAGGAAAUGAUGGUGGGAAUUUUCCAGAUUUCAAAAAUUUUAAGUUUGAUGGACCAGAGAGUUCCAGCGCCUUAAAGUUUGCAUGUGAAAGCAUUGUGGAAGAGUUGGAAGAUGAUAUCAUCUCUCUCUUCGCCAGUGAGGCCGGCCAUGUGUCUAAGACUUUGUGCAGUGAAAUAUCAGGUCACUGUAAGAGCUCUGUUUUCCAGCACAGCGAACUUUAGUUUCACAUGAGCGACUGCUGAAGAACACUUAAAAACCUGGACCAAAAAAUUAAGACCUCAAAUAUUUUCCUAAUGUAUAUUAUUGUUUUGAAUUUUCUUUUUUUGUGACUUUAAAUUAUGAUGAUAAAAAAUUAUUUGACGUUAGUAAAGUGUAUUAUAACUGCUUCCACUGCAGAUAAGUGGGCACCCUCUUCCUGUAUUAAAUAUAUAUAUUUAUAAAACUACUUGGCUACAUUGGUGUUAAAUUGAUUUUAUUCCAAUGACUUGUAAUUGACAUGUUUAAUUCCUUAGUACUUUUUAAACUCAAUUUAGUUUCAGUGAACUUGAGGUGGCAUUCAUUGUAUUACCAUUGUGAUUUAUGAAGCACUUACCUGUGAUAAAAGAAAAUAAAAUAUUUCAAAUAAA
Molecule: messenger RNA, 1108 nt
Organism: Carassius carassius (crucian carp)
Lineage: Eukaryota; Metazoa; Chordata; Actinopteri; Cypriniformes; Cyprinidae
Product: protein canopy-1
Exons: 7
Coding region: 32-703 (223 amino acids)
Cellular component (GO): endoplasmic reticulum
Source: RefSeq, a predicted model, not a curated record